UGGUUACAGAUUUCCCAGAAUUCCUCGCUUCGCUUCGAUCGUUUCAAACAUGGAGGAGCAAGAAAGAGAAAGUACCAAACCAGCCACUAUAGAGGCAAAGUCCGCUUCACGUUCUACCACAACACCGGCCUCGGAGCGAGAGGCGGAGGCGGACGACGACGACGCGCAGAAAUUAGAUUUCUGCUCGGAUAAGUUCGACCCUCUCUUGGCCCUGUACUCUCAAAACGUGUCGCUUCCCUUUCCAAACAUCAAAUGCUUUAACAACGUGUCCGAUUACGAGAGCUUUCUGAAGGGCGGCCGGGGCCGAGCCAAGCCGGAGAAUGUGGAGAGGCGGCGGCUGAAGGCUCUGAAAGGGGUCGCGGACCCGGAGCGCAUCGAGAGGCUGAAGCGGCUCAUGGUGAACAAUCCGGUACCGGAGGCAGAACAGGGGGAAGGCAGCGGCAGCGCGCCGCGGAGGAGGAGGCAGAAACCCCCCAAAAACGUCCUGACAAGAAUGCCCUUGUGUAAAGGCAGUCCUCUGGGUGAGCUGUUCCGUUGCGUGGAGGAGAGGAUAAGGGUCAAAGUUCACAUCAGGACCUUCAAAGGGCUCAGGGGAGUGUGCUCCGGCUUUGUCGUGGCUUUCGACAAAUUCUGGAACAUGGCAAUGGUGGAUGUAGAUGAGACUUACAGGGAGCCGUUGCUUGGAGAAGCGCUGAACCAUGAGAAGACACUCUCCAUUACAAGGCUCUUUGAGAAGUUAAAGCUGCAGGAAACCUCACUAGAUGAUAAAUCAGGAAAGAACCAAACCCCCAAAGCUGCAGAUAAAAGUGGUGGCUCGCGCACUGCAAGCAGCAGCAGAGCCGCUAGGACGGAGUCCACGCCGUCGGAAGCGCCCACAUCCAAACAGAAGAAAGAGCCCAAGAUGUACGGCAAGGUCCGUACACGCCAUGUCAACCAGCUGUUCAUCCGGGGUGAGAACAUUAUUCUGGUGAACCCACAGCCGCUCUGAGUUUUGUCCUAUGUUUGAUAUUUAUGCAAAAAUAGCAGCUGCUUUCCAUAAAUGUCCCAAUAAUAGUAAGUAGUAUUUUUAACACACAUCUGUAAUAAUGUGUGAAGUGCUGCAGAUGGAAUGUCAGUGGAAUUUUGACUUAAUUUGAUUCAGAAGAAUCAAACUGUUAUAUCAUAUUGAUAUGGAUGUUUUUCUGUGGCCAACAGA
Betta splendens (Siamese fighting fish) is the source of this 1195-nucleotide messenger RNA. It is a transcript of the gene lsm11, whose product is annotated as LSM11, U7 small nuclear RNA associated. NCBI's taxonomy places the organism in Eukaryota, Metazoa, Chordata, Actinopteri, Anabantiformes, Osphronemidae. Gene Ontology annotation, molecular function: U7 snRNA binding. Gene Ontology annotation, cellular component: U7 snRNP. Gene Ontology annotation, biological process: mRNA 3'-end processing by stem-loop binding and cleavage. The transcript has 4 exons. The record is from RefSeq and is a predicted model, not a curated record. The coding region runs from base 50 to 988 and encodes 312 amino acids.